CAGAAGGAAAGAUAAACCCCAUUUCUGCUGUUUUAGAUGCAAUGGCUUGUCCACACUACCGAUCACCUUUUGGUGACACCACCUUUACAAAAGUGUUCGUUGGGGGACUACCAUGGGAGACGCGAGCAGCGGAAAUGCGUCGCUAUUUUGAGCAGUUCGGAGAGAUUCUUGAAGCUGUUAUCAUCACUGAUAAGAUCACCGGCAAAUCUAAAGGAUACGGCUUUAUUACUUUCCUUGAUCCUGAUUCUGCAAGGAGGGCUUGUGUUGAUCCGAAUCCUGUAAUUGAUGGAAGAAGAGCAAACUGUAACAUUGCUUCAUUUGGAAGGGCUAGACCUUUGCAACCGCAAGGAAGAAAUCGAGGCAACAGUCCUUUUCAAGGAGCACCAUCUUAUAGUGGAGUUGUAGCACCGGUGCCAGUGCCUCCACCUCCUCCUCCUCCUCCUCUGCCACCGGUUCCGCCUGUCGUGUAUCCACUGCCUUAUGGGUACCCAACUUACAGUCCUGAAUAUGGAUUCCACCAAGCUAUCUAUCAUCAACAAUAUGGAUCAUCAUCUACCUCAAUGGGAUCCCCAUAUUACUAUGGUUAUUCCUUGGAAGCUCCAAGGGGAACAUUUUCUGCACCCCAAUCUCACCUUAUCCCCGGACCGUCCUUUCUUUACUAUCCAACUCAAAUGCCGGGGUAUCCUCCCCCACCCUUUCAUCUCAGCUAUCCUUCUUCCACAGAUUCACAGACUCCACAGCAUACAUCCACAGAAACAGAAGCUGGGGCCAUCAUUUCCGACAGUCCAAAAACCUAAAGGAACUCAUCCCCUACAAACAACUUCAAAUUGUACAAUCUUGAUAAGAUUAUGUGCAACUCAUCACCUUAUUUCACUCUUAUAUUCUCAACAAUUUAGCAAUAGGUGGGUUACCUAUGGCAGGAAAAAGGAAGACUAAUCUACCACCUUAUGCAGAUAUCAUUUUUCGUCUUUAAUUCUCGAGGGAAAAAAAAAAGAAACAUUCUUCCAUUUCCCCCAAA
Messenger RNA from Hibiscus syriacus, 1018 nucleotides. Its product is annotated as RNA-binding protein 38-like. NCBI's taxonomy places the organism in Eukaryota, Viridiplantae, Streptophyta, Magnoliopsida, Malvales, Malvaceae. Bases 42 to 797 code for a protein of 251 amino acids. The transcript has 6 exons. The record is from RefSeq and is a predicted model, not a curated record. Gene Ontology annotation, molecular function: RNA binding.